This is a messenger RNA of Pongo pygmaeus (Bornean orangutan), 3829 nucleotides long. It is a transcript of the gene SS18, whose product is annotated as SS18 subunit of BAF chromatin remodeling complex. The coding region runs from base 142 to 1737 and encodes 531 amino acids. The transcript has 11 exons. Gene Ontology annotation, cellular component: nucleus. The record is from RefSeq and is a predicted model, not a curated record. Gene Ontology annotation, molecular function: transcription coactivator activity. Gene Ontology annotation, biological process: positive regulation of transcription by RNA polymerase II. Lineage: Eukaryota; Metazoa; Chordata; Mammalia; Primates; Hominidae.
UGUGUGGGAACCCGGAGUGCCGGCUGUGCCUGAGUGGGUGGCGGAAGAGGGUGAACCGGUUUUUCUCGAAGUCUUUCGCGUAUUUGCGCGCUUUUCUACAGACACAAAAGCCCAAACAGCCGCCGCCUGAUUUCUCUAGGGAUGGGGCGGUGUUCGGGCUGCGGGGCGCGUGCGCCCGGCGGCGGCCGCGCAGGGAAGGGCGUGUGUCGGACCGGCGGCCCCGCGCGUUGCCCCGGAGUUACUUUGGCGUCGCCCCGCCCCGCGCGCCCCGGCUGCUUCGUGCGGACCCCACCGCGGGUCUCGGCAGGCGGAGGGGAAGUCGGAUCGCUGGUCGCCGCCCUGCAAACUCAGCCGAGUUUGGGAGCACUCACGAGGGCUUGGGGAACGCUGGAGGGAACCUUAGUAGAGUUUGAGGAGCGGGCAGGGAAGGUCCCCAUGGACUCUGGGGUUAUCCCCAGAGCCUCUUCUUCCCUUCUGCAUCGCCGCCUAUUCAUUUAUUCUGCAGCAAAUAUUUAUCGAGCGCCUAUUUUAGGCGCUGAGGCUACUGUGAUGUUGGAUGACAAUAACCAUCUUAUUCAGUGUAUAAUGGACUCUCAGAAUAAAGGAAAGACCUCAGAGUGUUCUCAGUAUCAGCAGAUGUUGCACACAAACUUGGUAUACCUUGCUACAAUAGCAGAUUCUAAUCAAAAUAUGCAGUCUCUUUUACCAGCACCACCCACACAGAAUAUGCCUAUGGGUCCUGGAGGGAUGAAUCAGAGCGGCCCUCCCCCUCCUCCACGCUCUCACAACAUGCCUUCGGAUGGAAUGGUAGGUGGGGGUCCUCCUGCACCACACAUGCAGAACCAGAUGAACGGCCAGAUGCCUGGGCCUAACCAUAUGCCUAUGCAGGGACCUGGACCCAAUCAACUCAAUAUGACAAACAGUUCCAUGAAUAUGCCUUCAAGUAGCCAUGGAUCCAUGGGAGGUUAUAACCAUUCUGUGCCAUCAUCACAGAGCAUGCCAGUACAGAAUCAGAUGACAAUGAGUCAGGGACAACCAAUGGGAAACUAUGGUCCCAGACCAAAUAUGAAUAUGCAGCCAAACCAAGGUCCAAUGAUGCAUCAGCAGCCUCCUUCUCAGCAAUACAAUAUGCCACAGGGAGGCGGACAGCAUUACCAAGGACAGCAGCCACCUAUGGGAAUGAUGGGUCAAGUUAACCAAGGCAAUCAUAUGAUGGGUCAGAGACAGAUUCCUCCCUAUAGACCUCCUCAACAGGGCCCACCACAGCAGUACUCAGGCCAGGAAGACUAUUACGGGGACCAAUACAGUCAUGGUGGACAAGGUCCUCCAGAAGGCAUGAACCAGCAAUAUUACCCUGAUGGUCAUAAUGAUUACGGUUAUCAGCAACCGUCGUAUCCUGAACAAGGCUACGAUAGGCCUUAUGAGGAUUCCUCACAACAUUACUACGAAGGAGGAAAUUCGCAGUACGGCCAACAGCAAGAUGCAUACCAGGGACCACCUCCACAACAGGGAUAUCCACCCCAGCAGCAGCAGUACCCAGGGCAGCAAGGUUACCCAGGACAGCAGCAGGGCUACGGUCCUUCACAGGGUGGUCCAGGUCCUCAGUAUCCUAACUACCCACAGGGACAAGGUCAGCAGUAUGGAGGAUAUAGACCAACACAGCCUGGACCACCACAGCCACCCCAGCAGAGGCCUUAUGGAUAUGACCAGGGACAGUAUGGAAAUUACCAGCAGUGAAAAAGUACUUACAUUCCAAUAGCCAGUAUCUAUUAGCAGCCAUAUUGUCACCUCAGCACUGUGGACACCUCCCUGUGAAGAGAUCCUUCCAUUCCAUCUAGUUUUUGGAAAAACCUUGUGGAUAAGUGGCUGUUUCAUCAGUAAGCAGCCUUUGUGGUUUAGUUAUAAAAGGCUUUAGUAGCUCAAAAAUACUCUUGAUUUCACAUUUCUACUCUAGAUGGCAACAUUGGACAGAAAAUGCAAUGACAUAACCAAUUUGUAAUGAUUUUGGAACUGUGUUUCAAAUGGACUGUUACAGACUGAAAGGUGUGAACAGCUUUGUAUGUUUAUGAAGGGUAAGGGAAUUUAAUACUUUUCCACAGAUUUUUUUGUAAGGGGAAGAGGGAAAUGUACACUUUUUACAGCAGCAAUAUUUUGUAUAUUAUGUUUAUUUCAUGUGGUGAAUAUGCAAGGCGGUACACUACGCACUGGACAGAAUCAGAAAUCCUCUGUUAAUGUGGACUGGAGCAUGGUAGAUGCUUGAUUGUUUUGGUCUCAAAAUGGUGUGCUAUAAAGAUAAAGGUGAGGGGAAGACAAAGCACACCAUAUGUCCACUGUUCUGUUCUCAUAGAGGAAAUUCAAAUCCCUUUUAUCUAUUAGAUAAUCAAGGGCACUGUGAUACAGUUUUGAGUAAAAAGACAUUUUGUAAAAGCCUUCCAGUUUUGUGUAUUAAACCUUUUUAUAAAGAUCAUUUAUAAUACUGUUUUAAAAUGUGAGGCAAUAAGAAUUACUUUGUGUUGGAUCUGAGGAGGCUUUGGUAAAACAGUUUCAUAUAUAUGAAAGUGGUAAUCCUCUUCUAAAAUAGCAAUAACUGAAAAUGAAAGUGUUAAUUUUACCUUGUUUGAGUUAUCAGGGAACUUAGUAAGUAAUAUCAAAGCAUUUUAUAAAUGAUAUCAAAGAAGAGUCAACAUUGAUCCAGUAAUUUUAUUUUGUAACAUUGAGGGAUAAUUGGUUAUUAAACUGAAUAGUUCAGGAGACUUUACAAACCUUUGUUUCAACUUUCUUAUCUGGAAAUAAUAUCAUUUAUAAAGGGACACUUUUAUGUUUUUCCCUUUUUUAUGUUGGUUAAUAUAACACAAAGAGAUAUUUAGGAAAAUGCUUAUUGAUGAGGCUUAUUCUAUCUGUUUUUAAAGCACAGAGGUUGCAUACUAGAUAACCUUGUUUAUUAGCAUGGCAUAUUUUAAUCAUUAUUUGAGACUGUCCUGUGCCUGAUUAUUUUAGCUAAAUUCAGGGAGAUUGCGUAGGGCAGGAAAGCAUGCAUUGAAAAAUUUCUAACCACGGUUAUUUAAGCAUAAUCUGAAAACAUCUAGCCCAAAGGUAAGUUGCUAUUUUCAUCACAGUUGCCUAUACCCAGGGAAUAAGAUGUAUUCUUUAUAAUUGAAUUGGUUUUUCCCACUUCUAACUGGAAACAAAAGAGAAGGGGUGUCAUAAAUUUGAAUAAGCAGAACAUACUGUUCUCUUAAUACUGUAAUCAAAAGGAGGAAUUUCAGUGGGUCUCUGUGUGUGUAUGAGAGAGAGUGUGUGUUUGUGUGUUUCAAGGUCAGAAUAGGUUUUUUUGUUUUUGUGUUUUGUUUUUUUUUUUGAGAUGGAGUCUUGCUCUUGUCGCCCAGGCUGGAGUGCAGUGACGAAAUCUCAGCUCACUGCAACCUCCGCCUCCCAGGUUCAAGCAGUUCUCCUGCCUCAGCCUCCUGAGUAGCUGGGAUGACAGGCACCCACCACCACACCCAGCUAAUUUUUGUACUUUUAGUAGAGACGAGGUUUCGCCAUGUUGGCCAGGCUGGUCUCGAACUCCUGACCUCAGGUGAUCCACCCGCCUCGGCCUUCCAAAGUGCUGGGAUUACAGGCGUGAGCCACCGUGCCUGGCCAGAAUAGGUUUUUUCUUUCAACUUGAUCAGUAGAAAAUGGACAUCAAGUUUGAACAGAUAAAGCAUGGACAGCCUUAUUGUGAUUGAAAUGCUUGUAGGUUCUGUGCCAAUUUUCCACCACUGUGUACUUUGUUGCUAUUUAAAACUGUAUCAACUCUAACGGAAGAAUAAAUUAUUUGUGAUUUUAA